Molecule: messenger RNA, 555 nt
Organism: Meloidogyne enterolobii
Lineage: Eukaryota; Metazoa; Nematoda; Chromadorea; Rhabditida; Meloidogynidae
Source: the annotation of a GenBank genome assembly
AUGGAAAAAGAUCUCUUCUGCACAUUUCGACACGGCAGUCAUAAGAACUUUAAUCUUGGAGAAAUGGUUACAAUUUACAAUUACAAUGGUACUCGAUCGUACAUAACUAGAGUCAGAUUCAUUUGUGAGCGGCUAGAUUUUAUCAUCUUAAAAAGUGGUGAGAAAAUGGAGAAAGUGCCUGCUCUCUCUCAUGAUUACUUUCCUGCUGAACCAUUACUCCUUUGUGGAAGAAGUGAUAUAACUGGAGAGCUUACUUAUUCAAGUGGAUCUAUUCGCACUUCCCGAUUGGAAUAUUACUCAGAUGGAAUGGUAGAAGAAGGUCCUUUUUUGCUGGGAGACAUUCAUACGUUGCCCGGUGAUUCUGGUGGCGCAGUCUUUAGUGCAAAAGGACUGAUAGGGAUGAACGUUGGCUCAAUAAAAUUUUUUUAUAACCCAGAUGAUGAUGCUAUUAUGUGCGCAGCACUCUUUAAGGUCGUAAACUGUAUGGUACGAUCUUCUGACCUUUUGUAUGGCAUAAAUGUCUGUUUCUCUAGUUUUUUAAAUUCUGAUUUGUAA